GUGUACUGCAUUUUUUAAAAUUCUAAUUGAUGUAAAAAAAGUAUUUUUAAAAUAACGUAUUUAAUAUAGAUUUUUAAAAUUUAUGAUUAUUUAAAUAACUUAAAUUAGUCAUUAUUGUUUCUCAUCAGAAAAAAGUUGUUAUAAUAAAGUUCAAAGUCUGUCGGGAGUCUCAACUGCUCAUUAUCUUCACUAGAUUAGUAAAAUGUUGUCUCGUCUUGCUGUUAGGCAGUCCGCAAUGAUGUUGCAAGUUUUCCGUCCAUGUGUUUUGUCACAGCACAACUUUUCUCUCUCUACUGCAAAAGAUAAGUAUUCUUGGCACCGAACUGCAUGGCCAGCGUGGCAAAUGUACAAAGACAAAGCAGGAUCAUCUGGUGCUUCUAUUAUGAUUGCUGGAGCUGCUGCUUACCUUAUAUCGAAAGAAAUUAUGGUUGUAAACGAUGAGUUUAUGUUGCUAAUCUUGAUGAGUGCAGUUGGUUACAAUUUAACCAAAGCAGUUGCAGGUUCAGUUGGAAAAGCUUUGGACGCAGAACGAUCAACUAUACUGGAAUCUAUGAAUCAAGGAAAAUAUAAUCAAAUUGCUUCCCUCAAACAAGUUAUUGAUUCUCAUAAGGAAGCAAAAGAUGCUUUGAAGUACCAGGAAGAAUUUUUCGAUAUUAUCAAAGCUAACAAUGAGAUGAAGCAAGAGAUUGCUUAUAGAAGUAAUUUACACGAGGUUGAAUCAGAAGUUAAAAAAAGGUUAGAUUACCAAAUUGACAUGCAAAAGCUGGAAUUAAGUAUUGAAGAACAGCAUGUGUGCAGCUGGGUGGAGCAAAAGGUCAUUGCUAGUAUAUCUCCUAAACAAGAAAGUGAUGCUCUCAACCAAUGUAUCAUUGAUUUAAAUCUGCUUGCCGAAGGCAGGGCUGUUUCAGCUUAAAUAUGUAAUUUUUUAUUAGAAUAAUUAGUUGUAGUCCAAUUUA
Messenger RNA from Hydra vulgaris (swiftwater hydra), 956 nucleotides. RefSeq names its product ATP synthase F(0) complex subunit B1, mitochondrial. Gene Ontology annotation, biological process: proton motive force-driven ATP synthesis. The record is from RefSeq and is a predicted model, not a curated record. Gene Ontology annotation, molecular function: proton-transporting ATP synthase activity, rotational mechanism. Lineage: Eukaryota; Metazoa; Cnidaria; Hydrozoa; Anthoathecata; Hydridae.